Molecule: messenger RNA, 342 nt
Organism: Prunus armeniaca (apricot)
Lineage: Eukaryota; Viridiplantae; Streptophyta; Magnoliopsida; Rosales; Rosaceae
Source: the annotation of a GenBank genome assembly
AUGAUGGCUUCUUCAAGAAGAUGUACGAAUGAGUUAAAGAUUACAGUCAUUAUGGUGUUUAUCUGUUCUCUCACAUUCUUGCCUUCCAAUUCAGCUGAGCCAGUAUUGGUGAGAGAUGGUGCACAUCAGGGCUUGAAAGAGCAAAUGGAGAUGGUGUUGGGUUCAAGUCCACCUAGGUGUGUUAAGAGGUGCAUGGGUUGCAUACCUUGCACGCCCACUCUUGUUGCUUCUGCACACCAUGGGAAUAAUCAUCUCAAGGCAGCAAAUUCAAAUCAGGGAGAUGAAAGCUAUUAUCUCCUCUCAUGGAAAUGCAAAUGCAGGAACAAGUUGUUCCAACCUUGA